This is a messenger RNA of Lolium rigidum, 653 nucleotides long. RefSeq names its product thioredoxin H-type-like. The coding region runs from base 76 to 435 and encodes 119 amino acids. Gene Ontology annotation, molecular function: protein-disulfide reductase activity. Lineage: Eukaryota; Viridiplantae; Streptophyta; Magnoliopsida; Poales; Poaceae. The record is from RefSeq and is a predicted model, not a curated record. The transcript is spliced from 3 exons.
AGCACAAAUCUAGCAGAUCGAUCCCCAAGAGAAAAUCAAGCACCUUCGAUCUCAUCAUCAAGCAAGCAAGGAGGAAUGGCGGCCGAGGAGGGAUGCGUGAUCGCGUGCCACACCAAGGAGGAAUUCGACUCCAACUUCGCCAAGGGCAAGGAGUCCGGCAAGCUGGUGAUCAUUGACUUCACUGCUUCAUGGUGCGGACCUUGCCGUGUCAUCGCCCCAGUGUUCGCUGAGUACGCCAAGAGGUUCCCUGGUGCCAUCUUCCUCAAGGUGGAUGUUGACGAGCUGAAGGAUGUCGCUGAAAAAUACCAGGUCGAGGCGAUGCCCACCUUCCUUUUCAUCAAGGACGGUGAGAAGGUUGACACCGUUGUUGGUGGCAGGAAGGACGAAAUCCAUAAGAAGCUCCUGGAACUCACUACCGCGCCUGCGUCUGCCUAAGAAACUGUUUAUCAAUAAGGGCAAGCACAACAUCAUUGUCCGCUUGUCUUGGGUGUGACUGGACAUCGUGUUGAUUUAUUUAGAGUUAAGGACUUAAGAUAUGUGUGCCGUAAGAUUUGAAAUUCCUUGUGUUCGCUCUACUUCGCUUACUGGGAAGUAAGAAUCUGACUGUUAUGUCUGAAUGUUAGUACCACAAAGUAAUACAAUGCUGUUUGUCA